Coregonus clupeaformis (lake whitefish) is the source of this 2725-nucleotide messenger RNA. Its product is annotated as ras-related protein Rab-6A. The transcript has 8 exons. Gene Ontology annotation, molecular function: GTPase activity; GTP binding. Bases 156 to 791 code for a protein of 211 amino acids. The record is from RefSeq and is a predicted model, not a curated record. Lineage: Eukaryota; Metazoa; Chordata; Actinopteri; Salmoniformes; Salmonidae.
CCGCAGGGGGCGCUGGCUCGCUCGUCACAAUUUCACAUACAGAACGAGCAUAUACACAGAACGCAACAAAAGCUAGGCUAUCGAUACUACCCUGUGGAGACAACAUAGGAAACUGGCAAUAUAGCUAGCUAGCUGUUAUUUAUCGUUUAAUAAAGAUGUCGACCACGACCGGCGGCGGAGAGUUUGGAAACCCCCUGCGGAAAUUCAAGCUCGUAUUCUUAGGCGAGCAAAGUGUGGGGAAGACAUCGCUUAUCACCAGAUUUAUGUAUGACAGCUUUGACAACACCUAUCAGGCAACAAUUGGCAUAGACUUUUUAUCGAAAACGAUGUAUCUGGAAGAUCGUACGGUCCGACUCCAGCUCUGGGACACUGCUGGACAGGAGCGUUUCCGUAGUCUCAUACCCAGCUACAUCCGCGACUCCACCAUCGCUGUGGUGGUUUAUGACAUCACCAACCUCAAUUCAUUCCAGCAAACCUCAAAGUGGAUUGAUGAUGUCAGAACAGAGAGAGGAAGUGAUGUCAUUAUCAUGCUUGUGGGAAACAAAACAGACCUGGCUGAUAAAAGACAGAUCACCACGGAAGAGGGCGAGCAGAGAGCUAAGGAACUGAAUGUCAUGUUCAUUGAAACCAGCGCAAAGACUGGCUACAAUGUCAAACAGCUGUUUCGCCGUGUUGCCGCAGCCCUACCUGGGAUGGAUAGCACACCAGAGAAGAGCAAAGAGGACAUGAUCGAUAUCAAACUGGAGAAGCCGCCGGAGAUGGCGGUGACGGAGAGCAGCUGCUCCUGCUAGUAAACACCUCACCCCCCCCACCUGACCUGCCUCCUCCCCACCAACAGCUUGUGUCUCAGUGGCCACUCUCCCCACCCAUGGCUCACUGCCAUCGGCUGGAGAACCUCUUUCCCUCCCUUUCGACUCAGUGACUUUUCAGAGUAACCGUGUGGAUGUGCUAUUACUCUGUAUUUAAACAGAUAAUCUAAAAUAAUACUAUUAAAGGUAAGAAGUAAAACUGUCAAACAAUUGGUUAAAUGCUGAAUAUGAUCAGAUUUUCAUCCAACUGCAUGGCAUUCUCUAGGAUUGCAGACUGACAUAGCUAACUGCUCCUGGGUUAUUGCACUUUUAGGAUCAUCAGUGCGAUCACACUUGUCAUUGUUGUAAAGUUAUAUUGUUUAGAGAUUUAUUUAAGUGAUUUAUUCAGUCCCUUUUUGGUUUUAUGCUUUCUGGAUUGGGUCAACUACAGUAUUCUAUCUACGUGAUCACCAAAGUGUCUGUUACUGAUUCCCAUGAUUUUUGAAAUACUUCCCCUCUAAACUUGAUGAACAUUAUUUUUAAUCGUUGGCUCAAAUCAAAUCUAUAAAUUUAGGCCUAAUGAAUAAGGGACAUUAUUAUCAGGACAUUUUAAAGGCAAGAACAGCCAAAGAACACUUAGGAUUACUGUAGUUAGUUGAUUGAAGAUUUCAAUGGCGGCUGGUUUGUUAUUUUGGCAGGUCUUCCCAAGGGGAUGCUUCAGAAAGUACAUGUAGCCAAUCCGAUAGGAAACAAGGGUAUGUGUUUUUAGAAAAGGGACAUAAUCCCAAAUUCAUUGUACUGGAAAAUACUAAGUUAAAUCUACUGAUGUACACUUUUUGAAACUAUAGCAGCUCUGUCAUAGGAACUUUCCUCAGUUAACUACAAGCAUACUAACACAUCUCCUUGUCUGAGGAGAAAAUGUGUUUAAAGUCCAUAUGUGGGCCUAUGGAGUGAGCAGGUGUCAAACCUUUUACACACUAAAUGGAAACAUGUCACUGGGCCCAUACAAUGUCUCCUACUCACCCUCCAAUUGAUAUAUAUUGUCUUGUUUUCGUCACACUAUUGCAGGAACAGCAUGCUCAUCAUGCAGGAUUCAUAGACGGUUAAGGACACAGAUGCCUUGUUUGUUCACUAAUAUUGUAAAGAUCGAGAGGCCUGCUGAUGGGCCUCUGGCUUCAGUAGUUGUUUUGUAGAGCAGUUUAGAUAGGAAGUGUUAGUUGGUCCUCAGAUACAGCUAACACCGUUGCUGUAAAAAAACAAGUUAAGUGAAGUAACUUUUAUCGCUAUUGCCUGUGCAGGACUGUUGAUUUUAUGUUUUAACACAAGGAACCGUAAAAUCGCAUUGCAUGCUUGCCAAAAUUACAGUUGCUGGCACGCACAUGGGAAGUUAGUAUUUUAUUUAUUAUUUCCGUGUCUCAGAUUGGAUGCUGAAUUUGAAAGCAAAUGCCAGGGCUGGUUGUUUCGUCUCAUGUCACCCGGGUCACACUGAUGUUGACUCUCCCUGCAGUGUGUAGUCAGUGGAUUGGUUUAGUUACAGAAAAGGCUACACUCCACCCCUGUCCUUUACCACGUACUCACAGUGGUGUACACAAAAACAUGAACACACACAAACCAAAUAACCAGUCAUAAAUGUCUCAUCCCCACCGUCACACACCAAUACAUUAUCUGUAGAUUGUUUGAAAAUGUUUUUUUAAAUGUAGAUAAGUAUUUAAUUACAUCGAACAACCUUUAUCUUAAUAGCUAUUCUAUUACCCGUCGCUGACUGAAUACUCGGCUCUGUGCUAUUCUGAAGUGUCUGUCCAUUUGAAAUAUGUCUACUAGUGUUUAGCAACGUUUGUGUGAAUAAUAAUGUACUAUUAGUAUUACUCUGCUGUAUAAAAAAAGAGUUAAAGAACACUGAAGUGUAUCACAUGAAAUAAAGGUAUUUCACCAAAGUU